Dromaius novaehollandiae (emu) is the source of this 5366-nucleotide messenger RNA. It is a transcript of the gene NIPAL2, whose product is annotated as NIPA like domain containing 2. The record is from RefSeq and is a predicted model, not a curated record. The transcript has 11 exons. Bases 176 to 1279 code for a protein of 367 amino acids. Lineage: Eukaryota; Metazoa; Chordata; Aves; Casuariiformes; Dromaiidae. Gene Ontology annotation, molecular function: magnesium ion transmembrane transporter activity. Gene Ontology annotation, cellular component: membrane. Gene Ontology annotation, biological process: magnesium ion transport.
AAGGCACCUGAAUGCCCGGGGAGGGAGCAGCAAAGCCCGCUGGAAAACCGGCUUCCUUCUCCUAUGCUUCUUGCCACGAACACUCCCAAAGUGAGUGUGCGCUCCCACCCACCUCUCCUGCCAGCCCUGUGGCCCUGCUCCUGCAGCCACCCCGGUGGAGGCCUGAGGGUGGGCGAUGGGCACCCUCCCCAUGUGGCACCCAGCCGCUGGGAAUGUGACCUUCGGAAGCCCCAGCACCGGGAACGGGCCCCUCUCUGGCCCCUGGUACCGCGCCGUCAAGACUCAGCUCUUGGGAGUUUUACUGGCUGCUGCUGGAAAUUUUCUGAUUAGUGUGUCUUUGAAUAUACAGAAAUGCGCUCAUCUGCAGCUGGCUUGCCAGACAGAUCCAAAGCCCUACUACACAAGCAAGUUAUGGUGGUGUGGGAUUAUCCUCCUGGGGCUUGGAGAAGUGGGGAAUUUCACAGCCUACGGAUUUGCCCCUGCUGCUCUUGUCGCACCACUAGGAUGUGUAUCUGUCAUAGGUAGUGCAUUUAUUUCUGUCUUAUUCCUAAAGGAGACGAUGAAGGCUGCUGUUAUAUUGGGAGGAACGCUGGCAGUAGCAGGAACAUACUUGUUGGUGACUUUCACUCCAAAUGUACCCCAGGAACUCACAGCAAAGAAAGUACAGAAUUACUUAGUGAGCUGGCCUUUUGUGAUAUAUGUGAUCUUAGAAAUAAUCAUAUUCUGCAUUCUCCUCUAUUUUUACAAAAGAAAGGCUGUGAAGCACAUCGUAGUUUUGUUAAUGAUGGUAGCACUACUGGCAUCGUUGACUGUCAUUGCCGUAAAGGCUGUGGCUGGCAUGAUAACACACUCUAUGAAGGGUAAAAUGCAGCUUACUUAUCCUGUUUUCUAUAUCAUGUGCGUCUUAAUGGCAGCCACUUGUGCUUUCCAAGUCAAGUUCUUGAAGCAAGCAAUGGAGCUGUAUGAAGCGACAGCAGUUGUGCCUGUUAAUUUUGUGUUCUCCACAACCAGUGCCAUCAUUUCAGGGGUCAUAUUUUAUCAGGAAUUCCAAAGUGCAGCUUUGCUGAGUGUGUUCAUGUUUCUGUUCGGGUGUCUCCUUUCUUUCCUUGGUGUAUUUUUAAUUACAAGAAAUAGAAAAAAGGAACAUUUACAAAUUCCUUAUAUUGACUGUGGACAUAUUCCUGGAAAAAAUGUGACAGGCAAAAUACAGCCAGAUUCUCACCAUUUGUGCUACGGCACUUUGAAUAAUAAAGAUGACUUGGGGAAACUUCAAAGCUGAAAGAAGAAAGCACCUUACUUUCCAGUUAACAAGAGGAACGCCACUGGAACAGGGAUCAGGAGCACCUUUUCGUUGGACAUAUUCAAGCAUCUAUUGUAUUCCUGUAUGUCGAUGUGUCAUAGUAUUACUUAAUCCUACUUAAUUUAUCGCCUAGCUGUCCCAAGUGCAUUGUGAAGAUAAAGGAAGCUUGAAGAAGAACUAAAUAAGCAUUAAUGAAACUCGACAUUGUCCUGCUAUAGAUGUCUCUUAGUGACGAUUUGGAGCUAUUUUUAGUUUUAAUUGCCUAGAAAUGCAAAUAGGCACUAACAGGAUUUUUAAAAUUUGCUUCCGAAAACCCCCAGAUGUGCUUAGAUGCCUAAAGACAAAGAUGGGAAAUUAGGAGAAUUUUCAUAAGUGACUUAAAGUAUUCUGCUGUAUGUCUCAUACCUUUAAAAACCUGAUCCUUUCUGUUUAACAGUCAAAAACUGUGUGCAUGCUUACAGUAUACAUAAGCAUGUAUACACAAUGUAUUUUAAUUUAUGUAUAGUGGGAAAGUCCUGACUUGCUUCUGGCUUCAUCAGAAGGAAAUAAACACUUGUGUGAGAAGGGGGAAGGAAGAGCACAUUCACCACAAAUGUAGGUACACGCGCGCACACACACACCGGUGAGGUGGCUUAGCCAAGGCAGAGCUAGGGAACGGUGCUUGAUAUUUUAUAGCUUCCCAGAAGAGUCUUGUGCACCGGGCUGGACUGAGCAGAAACUGCCUUAGUAUAGCCUAGCCUGGGGCUUAGCAUCUGUUUUCAUGGAAACAAGUUUUUAGUGAAGAGAGUGCAAAGUUCUCCAGAGGAAAGGGGAGAGCCAGGCUCCCUCCCUUACUGUGUUUUGCAAAGAUACUUCUAAAGGGGAAAAGCAGAGGACGCAGGACCAGUCCCGCCCCCUUCCUAAAUCUGUGGUACUCCUGCACGGGGGAAGGCUGGAAAAACCAGGAUCACAAAGUCAUGGUAACUGUAUAAAUUUUCCUUCAUGGUAGCUGCUCUGCAUGCAAUCGAAGAGCUGACAGUGAUGGGAACCACAGCGAUAGCUGCGUUUCGGUCUGGGAGGCAGCGAGGCCUCCGCAUGCCUCGGCCCCAGCCUCCAGCAAGAAAUUGCUUCUGGGCAUUAAUGCCGGGUCGGCCGGGCCCUGCCGGACCGUGCCGGUGCCCCUGCCUGCGUGCCGGCUCACGCGCUUGGCUGCAGGAAUGAGGAAGAGUGCUCGGGAGAAGGGCUCAGUACUAGCCUUCAAGUCCCGGAGAAAAUACUUCUGUUAGGUUGGACUUAAUCUGCAGAAAUGGACACAGGCCAUGUGCGGCGUGUAUUUCAUUUCAGCGGGGUAUGGUGAAAUGACACCUCCUUGUUUUUCAAGCAAUUAUUUCAUUUUAAAGUAAGUGCAGCAGAAGAGCAGUAAGAUGGUUUGGUUUCAAAUGCCGAGAAGUAUCCACAGGACUGCAGUUCUCCCUGUGCGGCAGUGUCCCAAUAGCAGGCCUCGGGGGGGCUCUGAAUCUGUUUUUUGACUUGGAUCUUUUCCAGCUGGCGCAGGACAAGAUUCAGUGUCUGCACCUUACCAGCUGCCUGGUCAUGGCCUUCCUCUCCCCUCUUGCAGUUUAAGGGAAGCAGAAGUUCAAGUUUCUAAAGCUUAAAAUAAAAAAUGCAGAGCUUUUUGGCAUGCUUUCUCCAGGGAAUAAAGGCAUGCCUCCAUCUUUCUUUUGCAGCUCAGAUUUAAACCACUUUCUAAUUCUCAAGUGGAAGUGUGUGCUCAAGAUGGAAAUGGGAGGCUUAUAGUGUUUCUUUCUAUGACCUAGGAAACAAGAGGAUGAAAGGAUUUGUUCUUGUUUCUUUUUUAAAUUAUUGGUCUUGGGCAUCUUUCUGAAAUUUGUUUCCAUGAUCUGGAAGGGCUGGAGGAGACAAUAAGGGUAUAGGAUAUAGCAUUUUCUCUUUAAAGUAGGAAAUUGCAUGCAAAAAUCUAUGGCAAAAGCUAUUAUUUAUUUUAAACUACUGUAAUUGCUCUUGAAUGCCACUUUUUUUCCCCAGUGGGUUUAUACAAAGAUUAUAUGGGUUAAAAUGUUCUCAGUAAACCUGAAUGUAAUUUAAAUUAAUUUAUGGAGCAAAACUCCAGCAGGAAUUAUGUGCAAUUAAAAAUUGUCAUUUGGCAUGAUUCUGAGAUGUGGACACGUUCCAACUAAUGUAUUACAGGGCCAGAAAACUGUGAUGAGAUUUCAUUAUUACUAUGCAAAGAAGGGGACAUGUUUCGUUUUAAGAAUCAGUUUCUAAUCAAUGUCAUUUUCAGAUUGUGCUUGUGAUAUUUAGGUUGCAAACACCACAGACAAAUGCUUGCUAAAAGAAAAUUCUUUUCACUGGAAUACAAAAAAGUCCCUGGAACCCUUUUCUUUAACAGUGAGGCUUUUUUCUUGCUGUGUUUUUCUUGACACCAAAAAUCUGGGCCAGAUAUAAGCCGUGAAACUUGCACCUGCAAACUGAACUUUCUUGAGUAGAUACUCUAUGAAAUCUGAGGAAAUAAAAAUAAAUGAAGGUGUGGUGGACAGUCAGCAUCUCACGUGAUCCCUGCAGGCUCCAGUUUGGGAUUUUGCUAGACCAGAACCAGCCGGACUCAUUUAGUGCUUGUUCCACUGCUGAUGCACGCUGCAGAAAAAGAUGAAGUAUUAACUGGCCAUGGGCCUGGAAAUGGGAACUUUGGAGGAGAGCUAGGCAAUUUAUUUUUUGCCAUAAAAAUAUCAGGUUGCCUUUGCCAAAUGGUUUCAGCUGGCAAAAAAUAUAUUAAUCUCAGACUGGAUUUCCACAUCUGCCAAUGAUAGGGGCCUGGCGUUCACCUGGGAGGCUUAUUGCCUGCUCCUCACUGUGGCCCAGCUCAGGUUUUGUGUGCAGGGGACCUGGCUCGCCUAAAACCAUAGGAGAAAGGUCAGAGUUUUAGGGGCUUCUCUGAAGAGUGGUUCAAAGAGCUUCUCUCCUUUGAAGCUCUGGUUUCAUGAACUUGAUGAGCUGCUUGAACAAUUCAGUGCUGCUGAAAGUGUCACCCUCUUUCUCCUGGCUGCAAGGUCCUGCACUGCCUCUCUGUGAGCCAGUUCAACACACGAACCCUGCAGAAACCAUCUGCUUUCUUUUUCUUCCUGGGUUUGCUCUGGAAGGUUAGUGAGUGGAGCUGGCCCAUUGGGAGGGUCUGGCUGGAGCAUUUGGUGGGAAGCGGAGGAAAACAAGAGGGAGUGAGACCUCCCUCCCGUAGCAGGGGCAACUAUUACAUUAGCUCUUCCCCUCCUGAGGAGCUGCAUCAUAGAACAGGCAUCCUGCUAAGCUCACCCAUGCGUCAGCACAUCCCAAAUGCAGCAGUUAUUAGCCUUUGGCAAUGCUUAGGUUUUAAGUGUCUGACUUCUGAAGCAAAACCCAGGGUCAGACUUGCCGUGCUGUCUGUGGUGAGAGUUGGGUGACUCCACCUGGGACAGAGAUAGGCAGCCUGUGGCAUGAGGAACAUCCUAAGGUCGGCUAGGAGCACAGAUAUAUGCCUAACGAUACAGCUUGUUCUAAGGACUGAUUCUUUUUCUUUCCAAUGACUGUUUGCUAUGAAGUGCAUAAACAGUGUUGGAAGGAUGGGCUCGGACCAGGUGCCCUCGGCACUGGUCUCAAAGUGGUCUUCCCCUGUGAGCGAGCUCUCCUUCCAACCCACUUGCAGGGAAGCUGGUUGCUUGCAGAGAUAAACGUUGACUGUGAUAACCCUGGGGUACAGAUGAUUAGACUGACCUCUUUUCCAGUUUGCACUUUUGUUACUGUCCUCUGAGGCUCAGCCUUUUUCUUGUUUAAACGUUUUGGAUUUUUAUUGCCUUUGGAGAAAUCAGCUGGACUGUCUUAGUGACUAGUCCAAAGGAGAUACAGGCUAAUUGCCUUAAUUAUUAUUGGAGGGCCAGGUUGGAAGAUUUACAACCUGAGGCCAACCAAGGAGAAAAGAAUAAAGAAAAUUUUAGUUCUCUGGAUUCUCAGGAGUUUGAGAACUCCUGAGCUUGCAAUGUUCCUGGGAUCUCGGACAGAAUCAGAGACAUCAGUGAAUAAAUAGUGACGACAUUUA